Colias croceus (clouded yellow) is the source of this 3030-nucleotide messenger RNA. It is a transcript of the gene Sardh, whose product is annotated as sarcosine dehydrogenase, mitochondrial. Bases 156 to 2894 code for a protein of 912 amino acids. The transcript is spliced from 16 exons. The record is from RefSeq and is a predicted model, not a curated record. Lineage: Eukaryota; Metazoa; Arthropoda; Insecta; Lepidoptera; Pieridae. Gene Ontology annotation, cellular component: mitochondrion. Gene Ontology annotation, molecular function: protein binding; oxidoreductase activity.
GUCAAUCUGUACGGUCAUCUCCAUACCAAAAUGUCUAAUUAACGUAAUUAUAUUAUUUAUUAUCUAAUUUUACGUAUAGAAAGACGCGUAUAACCUAAAUAAAGACAUUUGUGCUUAACUCGAAAAUCCAUUAAUUUGGUAAUUAAUAUAGAAAUAUGUUUAAAGUGGUGAAACAUGGUUAUUUAAAUCCAAAAAGUAGAUAUUUAAAAGCGGCGAACAACCGAAAGAACUAUACGACGAAAGGGGAAGUAGUGACGUCGGCAGAUGUUGUAGUGAUUGGCGGUGGAAUAGCAGGAUGCAACACAUUGUAUCAGCUAUCUAAAAGAGGAGUCAAUGCUGUACUCUUGGAAAGAGCUAAAGUUACCAGUGGGACAACAUGGCAUUCUGCAGGUCUGGUAUGGUCUCUACGGCCUUGCGAUUUGGAGAUAAAACUGUUGCAAGAUUCAAAAAGCGUGUACAGAGGUCUCGAGAAGGAAACAGGCGAAUAUGCUGGAUGGAUUAAUAAUGGUGGCAUGCUAAUCUCGCGGAGUGAGAUCCGCACUCAAGAAUAUUAUCGUUUGCAAACCCUAGGAAAAGCAAUGGGAAUUAAUAGUGAAAUCCUUGACCCAAAAGAGGCUCAGAAAAUUUUUCCUCUUCUGAAUCCUUCUGUGUUUCAAUCAGCUCUAUAUUCUCCGCAAGAUGGCGUCGUCGACCCAACAAUGGCUUGCAAUGCUCUUCUUAAAGCAGCAACUAUGAAUGGCGGGAAAGUAUACGAUGAUUGCCCUAUCCUUGACGUGCAUUACAAACACAACUUGUUGGGAAACAAAGAAGUAACAGGUGUUCAUACCGAAAAAGGCUUUAUCAAAACCAAGUGUGUUGUUAAUUGCGGAGGUGCUUGGGGACCUCGUAUAGCUCGUUUUGCAGGUAUUCCAGCACUACCUAUAGUACCAUUUAAACAUGCCUACGUCGUAUCUGAAAGUAUACCUGAAAUUCGUAAUUGUCCCAAUAUAAGAGACCAUGAUGCGAACCUCUAUAUAAGAAUACAGGGCGAAUCCUGCCAAAUCGGUGGAUAUGAGCAUAAUCCAUUAAUUUUAGAUCAACUCCCAGACAAUCUCCAAUUCCAUCUUUACGAUUUGAAUUGGGAUAUAUUUAAUGUGCACAUGGAAAGCGCUGCUUCCCUUUGUCCUAAGCUCGCUAAUAUCGGGAUAAAGAGCACAGUAUGUGGGCCAGAGUCCUUUACACCAGACCAUAAACCUUUGCUUGGAGAAGAUCCUAAUCUUUUUGGUUUAUACCAUAAUUGCGGUUAUAACUCAGCUGGUAUGAUGUUUUCGGCUGGAUGUGGAAUACAAAUGGCUGAAUGGAUAAUUAAGGGAAGACCAAACUACAACAUGUUCUCUUUCGACAUACGUCGUUUCACUCCUUCCCAAAUGUCCCGAGCGCAUUGGGCCCGUGAGAGUAGUUUCGAGGCAUAUGUUAAGAACUAUUGCGUAGUUUUCCCCAAUGAUGAGCAUCUUGCCGGUCGUGAUUCAAGUCACGAUGCGUUACAUCAAGAGCUAGUGGAGGAUGGAGCUAUUAUGCAGGCUAGGGCUGGAUGGGAACGUCCGGCGUUUUUCAUGCCAGGGGAAAAGAUAAGGGUUCAACAAUAUGACUGGGGUGGUGCACAUGAUUACCCAAAGAACACUGACACUCGUUACGAAGAAAUUCUUAAGGGAGAAUACACUUUCGGAUUCUCUAAAUAUCACGAUCUUAUUGCUAAAGAAGCACUAGCAUGCAGAAACGCAGCGGCUCUAUUCAAUAUGUCCUACUAUGGAAAGUUCUACCUGACUGGACCGGACGCACAGCGUACUGCUGACUUGGCUUUCACUGCUGAUCUGACGAAAAAAGAAAAUAGUGUCGUGUAUUCCUUGCUAUUAAAUGAAAAAGGAGGAGUAGAAGCUGACUUGACCGUUAGUGUUCUUGAUGGAGGGAGCGGUCAACUGCACGAACCCAUAUUUAAAGGUCGUGGAUACUACGUGGUGACGAGUGGAUUCAGUGCUAACCACACUCUGGCGCAUUUACGGCGCAUUAUUCAAAAGCACAAGCUACGUGCUACUAUCACGGAUGUAACUAAGCAACUGUGUGUCCUGGGUAUCCAGGGUCCUGACAGCCAGCGUAUCCUACAACGCUACACUGACGCAGGGCUCUCCAACGACGCUUUCCCAAUCAACACACACCGCAGCAUGCACGUAUCAAAAGCACCUUAUUCCGCACAGAAUAAGGCCUAUACUUGCAGAGCAUUGCGCGUAGCCUGGUCUGGGGAGCUUGGUUGGGAGUUACAUGUACCUUCAUCAUCCGCUAUUGAAGUAUAUAAGGCUUUGCAAUCGGCUUCUGGAUUGACUAAUGCUGGGUGGAGAGCUUUGACUUCUUUGAGUCUUGAAAAAGGUUAUCAUUUAUGGAAUGCGGAUUUGCGCAACGACGACAACCCAAUUGAAGCGAACUUAGGCUUCACAUGUCGGAAAGGUGGUGAUUACAUCGGAAACGAUGUUGUCGCAAAAGUGAAGGACCGAGGAGUCACUAAGAAAUAUGCUUACUUUACUCUUGAUGAAAAGGUUGCUUUGUUUGGCAUGGAAGCAAUAUACCGAAAUGGUGAGGUUGUCGGCUACUUAAGACGAGGAGACUAUGCAUUCUACUUAGAUAAACCGGUUGGUGUUGGCUACAUCACAAACAAGGGGGAUCAGGUUACGAAAGAUUAUUUGAAAGACGGCAAAUAUGAAAUAGAAGUUAUGGGAAAACGGUACAAUGCAAAUUUCCACUUCAAAUCACCAUUUGACCCAACCGGUCAAAGAUUAUUGGGUAAUUAUGGAGAAAUGGGCAUGGACGAAAAUACUCAUGAACCACAUGCUGGUCAGAAUGAAAGAGCAGGUGGUGUUGAAUAAAAAUAAGUUGAAGUAAAGUAUUUGGAGAAUUGAGUUAUUCUCUUAAUCAAGGAUCGAUUCAAGGUAAGUAAAGAAAAUACCUGUUAUCCAACUUGUAGUUUUGGUUAUGUAUUAAAAUAAAGUAUUUAAUGUGUAA